CCCAAAGAGCUCAGCUCAGCUCACUCAUGGAAGCAGCACCAGCACGCACCUCCCCUUUGUACUGAUCUUAGAGCAACAAAAGAAGUUUGCAAGCAAGGCUGAUCACCGGCCGUGCUAGCUAGCUCUCCAAUGGAGGCUCCUCCUUAUGUAGCCACUGCCGCCGAGGACGACGACGACUAUGUCGUCAACCUGUCGCUGACGCUGGGCCCCACGUCGCCGGCGCCCGCCUCUCCUGGCUCCGCUGCUGAUGGUGUUGUCGUUGAUCGUGGAGGAGGCAAUGGCGGCAGAGGCGGUGUGAGGCUCUUCCCAUGCCUCUUCUGCAACAAGUUCUUCCUCAAGUCGCAGGCGCUAGGGGGGCACCAGAACGCACACAAGAAGGAGCGGCGGAGCGUGGGGUGGAACGCCAACCUCUACCUCCCAGCUGCAACAACUACUACCGCUCCCAACCAAACACCUCCAAUGGCGGCGAUCCCGGCGCACUCGUGCCGCCAGUGCCUUGGGCACCCUCAGCGGGCACACAUUGACGACGCAACAGCAUACGGAGCGCCAUGUUGCGCCGCCGCCGCCGACUAUGAAACCGGCGACGGUUCGUCGGCGUGGCGGUACACGGAAGGCGGCCGUUCCUGUGCUCUCGGCGGGGACGAGAAAGAGAGGGAUGUUGAUCUCAAUCUGAAGCUCUAGCUACGUAGUCCUAGUCCUAGUUUGUUGCUCAUGCUGUGAGGUACUGUUUUGUACUUCUGAUUUCUUUUUAUUUCUUUGUACGUGCU
Molecule: messenger RNA, 767 nt
Organism: Phragmites australis (common reed)
Lineage: Eukaryota; Viridiplantae; Streptophyta; Magnoliopsida; Poales; Poaceae
Exons: 1
Coding region: 130-681 (183 amino acids)
Molecular function (GO): DNA-binding transcription factor activity
Source: RefSeq, a predicted model, not a curated record